CCUUCCUGGUGCAGCAUGGCAUUUGGACCUGGUGUUCUCUGCCUGUUCCUAUGGACAAUAACAGGUUGCAGUUGUGAGCAGUGCAGAGAAGGAGCCACGUACUCAGGUGCAAUAAUUUCUCCCAACUUAGAAACCACUAAAAUCAUGCGAGUUCCUCAUGCUUUGUCAGUGUCUGACUGCAUCGCAGCAUGUUGUGACCUCUCUGGUUGUGACUUGUCCUGGAUGUUUGAACGGCGCUGUUACAUCGUGAACUGCCAGCACAAGGACAAUUGUGAACCUAAAAAAAUUGAAACUGUCAAGUCCUACCUUACCUUUGUGCUGAGGCCUUCUCAGAGGCCAGCCUCACUGCUAGGGUUUGGACAAGUGAUCCCAAGCAUGGUGCACUCUGGGGGACUCCAGAAUGAGCCGUCAGAGGAAGUGAGUAGCCUGAAGAAGCUGUCUCUGCUUGGAAAAGAUCCCAGCCUUGAGGAGAUACCUGAAUACAUUGAUGAUUAUAAAGAGUUGGAGCAGAACCCCUUUCAGGUGGGCAUCAAACACGAGCAGAAGGACAGUAUGGAUUAUGCUGACUGGGGCUUGAUAGUGGCAGGUGAAAAUGGCUUCAACACUUCCAUGGGUGAUGAUAGAGAUAACCAAGAAGAUUUUGCUGAAAAGAAAGGGGAGGCUGGAAAGGUGGAAAGCCUUCUGAAUAAAAACAACUCUGAACUGACUUCCGUCAAUGAACACUCUACAGAGGCGUCAUCCCUUCCGGAGAUUACAGCACUCCCUGGGAAGACAUUUGAAAGGGAAGCAGCUGUUCCACUCCUUGCACAACCAGAUGCUUUGCAAAAAGAGGCUGCUACACCUUCCUCUUCUUCAGAUAAACCAGAUUUCUCCCCAGGUGUGUCAGAGAAAACCCAGACUCCCACAGUGGCCCCAGAGAAUGCCACUGAAGGUGGGAUCAUGCUACUUCCCACUAAUACUGCACCAUCUGAGCCCAUGCAGAUGUUCACACCACCUGCUACUGCUGCUAAAGCAGUUAAAGAACUUACUGUGUCUGCUGGAGAUAACAUACAAGUGAUGUUACCCAAAAAUGAAGUCGAACUGAAUGCCUUUGCUGUCCCACCACCAUCUACAGAAACAGCCUACACUUACGAAUGGAGCUUAAUCAGUCACCCUGCUGACUACAGUGGGGUAAUGGAGCAGAGGCACAGCCAGACUUUGAAGCUCUCUCAUUUAUCAGUGGGACUUUAUGCCUUCAAAGUGACAGUUUCUGGUGAAAAUGCCAUUGGUGAAGGUUUUGUAAAUGUCACAGUCAAACCAGCAGUCAGAAUUAACCAGCCACCUGUUGCUGUUGCUUCACCCAAAGUGCAAGAAGUUUCCUUGCCUACAACUUCCACCUUCAUUGAUGGCAGUCAAAGUAUAGAUGAUGUGAAGAUAGUGAGUUAUCACUGGGAGGAAAUUAAAGGUCCCCUGCGAGAGCAGAAGGCAUCUGCUGACACACCUGUCUUGCACUUGUCUAACCUUGUUCCUGGAAACUACACCUUCAGACUCACAGUGAUUGAUUCAGAUGGAGCAGCCAACUCCACCAUUGCAUCUCUGACUGUCAACAAGCCAGUGGAUUAUCCACCUAUUGCUAAUGCAGGACCGAAUCAGGCAGUCACUUUGCCCCAGAACUUCAUCACACUGAAUGGAAACCAGAGCAGUGAUGACCAUGAAAUUGUCAGUUAUGAGUGGUCACUUAGUCCCAAAAGCAAAGGCAAGGUUGUAGCAAUGCAGGGAGUGCGGACACCGUACCUGCAGCUCUCCGCAAUGCAGGAAGGAGAUUACACGUUCCAGCUGACUGUGACAGACUCUGUGCGGCAGCGCUCCACGGCCGAGGUGACACUGAUCGUGCAGCCUGAAAAUAACAGUCCUCCAGUAGCAGUGUCUGGCCCUGACAAGGAAUUGACCUUCCCAGUAGAAAGUACUACACUGGAUGGAAGCAAAAGCCAAGAUGACCAAGGCAUUGUCUUCUAUCAUUGGGAAAAUAUCAGUGGGCCAAGCUCUGUACAGAUGGAAGACACUGACAAGGCAAUAGCAACUGUGACUGGUCUCCAGGUUGGUACCUAUCACUUCAGGCUGACUGUGAAAGACCAGCAGGGCUUGAGCAGUGCAUCUGUGCUCUCCAUUACUGUGAAGGAAGAAAACAACAGUCCACCCCGGGCACAUGCUGGUGGAAGGCAUGUUCUAGUGCUUCCAAACAACUCUGUUACCUUGGACGGCUCAGGGUCUGCUGAUGACCAGGGGAUUGUGUCAUAUUUGUGGAUUCGGGAUGGUCAAAGCCCAGCAGCUGGGGAUGUGAUCCAUGGCUCAGACCACGAGGCAGUACUGCAGCUAACUAAUCUCGUGGAAGGAACCUAUAUUUUCCACUUGAAAGUGACGGAUGCUAAGGGAGACUCAGAUGUUGAUUCAGCAACUGUUGAAGUGCGGCCUGAUCCCAAAAGGAGUGGUCUGGUGGAGCUGAUCCUGCAGGUUGGAGUGGGACAGCUAAGUGAGCAGCAGAAGGACACCCUGGUGAGACAGUUGGCUGUACUGCUGAAUGUUUUGGAUUCAGAUGUCAAAGUUCAGAAGAUACAAGCCUACUCAGAUAUAAGCACUGCAGUUGUGUUCUACGUGCAGAAUAGGCAUCCUUCCACGGUGAUCAAGGCGUCAGAUGUCUCACGGACUCUGCAUGUGCAGCUUUUGAAACAGAAGGCUGACUUCUUGCUUUUUAAAGUCCUGCGAGUUGACACGGCUGCCUGUCUUUUGAAAUGCUCUGGACAUGGGCACUGUGACCCCAUAACAAAGCGCUGCAUUUGCUACCAGCUGUGGAUGGAAAACUUGAUUCACCGUUAUCUAAAUGAUGGGGAGAGUAAUUGUGAGUGGAGUAUACUCUAUGUGACUGUAUCUGUUUUUAUUUUGAUUGUGGUCAUGGUAGGGCUUGCCUGGUUCUGUAUCUGCUGCUGUAAAAGCAGGAAGAGGACAAAGAUAAGAAAGAAAACAAAAUAUACCAUCCUAGAUAACAUAGAUGAACAGGAGAGAAUGGAGCUACGGCCCAAAUAUGGCAUAAAACACAGAAGCACAGAACACAACUCCAGUCUGAUGGUCUCUGAGUCAGAGUUUGACAGUGAUCAGGACACUAUCUUCAGCAGAGAAAAGAUUGAAAGAGAGAAUUCUAGAACACUUAUAAAUGGGUCCGUCAGAAAUGGAGUUUCCUUCAACUACAGCUCCAAAGACAGAUAACUAAAUGAGGGUAAAAGCACAGAACACACUGGUGCAACACAUCUGAAACAUGUUGGCCCACCUCUGUUUUUCCAGAACCAAAAUCUUCCUAAAAUAUCAACUAAUUUUAGAUUAAAGGGUAAAUUCUUAGCACAGGUAAAGGCAGAAGGAGGGAGAAAGGAUUGAUGGUCAGCUAACUCCUCUUGUCACCAUUAUAAGAACAAGAAAAAGCACAUCUUGUUUCUUGCAUGUUCUGUGCUGAAUGUUUGAACUUCAGAAGGCCUUUUUUUCUAUAUCACUACUACAAAACUAGCCAGGGCUGUUCUGCUACAAACUAUGGUAACUAACAAUGGCAUACAGAUUCAUAUGUGCUUCUAAUGCUCUCUUUGAGAAAUGGUGUGAUGUACAACAGCAAAAGCCAAUAUAGAUGAAGUUCCUUACAACUACAGAGAGCAAUAUGUGGCCACAGGCUCCAUCUUAACUUUCAGUUUAGGAUGGAAACACAAAGAGCAUUUUUAGUGCAUUGUCUUUAUCCAACUGUACUUUGGGACUUCCUUUUCUAGGGUAGUGUUCAUUGGGUGAAAACAUUCUUGUUUUCAGAGAAAGUUAACAACUAGAGCAGUUGCACUGGAUCACCUGUAAUGUAACAUGGUAUAUCUGUGUCCUGUAGGAUGCAACAUUCCCUGCAUUCACAUAGGAGGUGUGGUGUCUGCAGGGAAAUCCAGCCCUAGGUUGCUUCUGUAAUGAUCAAAUUGCUUCGGCUCUGCCAUGUCCAUCCAGGAAACUGUAGCAGGAAGGACUUGGUGUGAUGCACCUUGAGAAGCAUUUUGAGCAUCCCAAACAACCUUUUUAGAUCACUUUGAGGAGUUCUGGACCUUUUAAGACUGAAUGCUCAGCUGAGGUGAGUUUUCAUCUGUCAGCAUCAAGUGCUCAAUUAAAGGAUGUGCUGGGCACUUGUGCAGUGAAAUGUUUGUGGCAAAUACCCUGUGUGGAGCAGAGGGUUCAUUGUACUUUAAUUGUCGUUGGUAAUCGGUAUUGAGCAAUGUUUUAGCUUGAACAUGAGAUUGUUUGACUUUUUCCUUUCUAGCUAUUGAGUGACUGGAUGUAUUGGCCUAAAGAGAUCCUUUUAGGUCUUUGGCAAGGCUAGGUGUGUAUUGCAGUUCUGACAUUCUUGUUCACAGUCUGGGAAAUGUCUUCACAGUACUUGUUUGAAAUCAUGUCCCCAGUACUGCUUUUGAAAUCCCUAACUGAAGACCUGACUUUUAUACACAGGCCUCACUUGUGGGAGCAUCUGUGUCAGUGGUACUGUUUAGCCAUGAUGUCAGCUUUUCCUGGGGGUACUCUACUGAUGUACUGAAGUCUAGUGCUGAGAUGGAGGAAUGAUGUGUUUUAAUGGAGAAAAUGGUUUUGAAGAGGUGUUUUUUUUUAAUGUUUUGGGGGUUUGUUGUUUUGGGUUUUUUUUUAAAAUCCAGUGGUAGAGAACCCAUUAUCAGAGAAUGGAGCAGUAUAGAGAUCAAAGGGAGCAGUUUAGAAGGGUUGGGGAGGGGACAUAUCCCAUUUCCAUCAUGAGGAAUUAUGUAGUAGAGAAUUUUGGGGCUUUCUCCAUCCUUUCUUAAAAGUCUAAUACAACAGAGUAGCUGGGUUAAACACUGUGGCUUCUGUGCUUCUCUUGUUAAUGGACUUGGGCAACAGUCAAAUCUGUGUAGGCUGGAAGAAAUCAGUGGUCAAAAUUUGCAGCAACAUAGCAUGCUCAAUACUUGUUUCAUACUUCUGAUUCUCAAGUGCAGUCAGCAACAGUCCCUAAGGCUACUAGGGAGUAAUUCAGCACUGAGGAGUAUUUAUCCUGUGUCCAGCCCUGCAUUUCUCUGGAGAUCUUUACGUGGCUGCAGGAGUCAUUGUGGUGGGAAAGGCUGUGAAGAGCUAAAAGGGCUAAUACAAGUGUUGUCUAUGCUUUUCCCAUAAGCAGUGCAGUAUGAAUAGUAUGAUUUGCUUUCUUAAGAAACUAAGUUUCAGCUCUGUGUAUGGGGGGGUUUAGGCUAGUUUUUGAAACAAAUCUACUUUAUCACACUCUCCCUCUUUUUGAGAGUGUGCGUGUCUAUGUAUAUAUAUAUAUUUUUUUUUUAAAUAACUUGGUCAACAAAAGCAAGGUCAGCUUCUGAUGUCUUUCAGUUCCUGCUCCAGAUGUGCUAACAUAAUAAAAGCAUUUCUGAAAAAAACAGGCAUUCCUGUUUUUAGAGCAUUCCUGAAAAAACUUAAAGCCCACUCAAACCAGUAAUUUAUUUAUUUCCUUUGAAAUCCAAAUGUUUGUCUUAGUCCAUUAUGAACAACUACACAGAAUGUUCUAGCAGGAAUUAGUCUCCUGAAAACAUGCAUUUUUAAACAAGCAAAUAGGUUGCUUAAAUAAUUUCAAUUUUGUAUGUGCUGUGCUGCCAUUGAUGCUUCUGCUAAAUACUGUCUCCAGUGUGCCUUUAUCUAUAAGCUUACCUUCUAGGGCAUGUCAGUGCAGUCUGCAGCAUCUGUCAGUUUUGUGAAAUUAGUGACUUAUGUCUUUUGGGUUUAUUUUAUGUUUUUAAAGCCAGUGCUGAAACCUAGGAUGUUCUUCUUUGAAGGUAUUGAAAAACCUGUUUUUAAAAAACCCAAACAAACAUGCAAACCCCACCAAAAGGAAGAAUUGUUUCUCUAAUAAAACAACUCCAAGAAUCAUAAACCUGCAUUCCUUAAUGCUGCAGAAUUUUCAGGACUAUUCCUCUGCCCACAGAUGCACACUGGUGUUCCCAGAUCUUUGGAUCUCUGGUAAGUUCAUGGGCCAUGAGAACAUAUGCAUGAUUUGGCUAAGUGUUUCUCUCUCCAACAAAUAAGAAAUAUUAGACCAAUUUCUCAUUGUAUAAGGCCCUAGCAAGUGGAUGUUGCUUGGUAAAUUCAGUUCUCUGAUGAUACUUUAACACCUUUGUUGCUGUUAGCAACAAAGUAUUUUAGCUGUGUUUUCAAAGUUGAAUGUGGUUUAAAUUUUUCAGCUGCUUCUGAUUCUAGUUUGAUUAUUUCACCUGCUUGGAAAGAGAAGUUAUUCCUCUUACUAUAAGAGCAGACUUGCUUUUAAUAUAUGGCACUUGCACAAAAGCUGAAAACAAUAAUUUCUGGCUCUGUGAAUUUGUGGUAUCACAUUUGUGUCACUUGGCCAAGCAUGUUUGUGUCAGGAAUUUAGGUGGGACUAUAGCAAGCAUUGUAUCUUGAUUCAGUGUAAUUGUUACUUCUAGAACUACUUUCUUGCAGAAUGUCAAUUCAUACCUUGAAUGAAAGGGUCAGAAAAUUGGCUGUAAUGGUGCAAACACAAUGGCAGAAUUUGGAUGCUAACCCUUUGGUUCAGGUUAUUAUAAGUUCCAAGCAGGUUCUCAGUCCUCACGUUUACUUCUGCACACUGUUUUCCUUCACAUACAGAAAGAGUACUGGCAGCUGAUUUGUAAAAUUCCCAAAAGACUCAUCUGCACUGAGAAGCAGAGGAGACCAGAUACAGCUUGUCCUGUGUGGCUCAGAGUCUACUGAAAAUAAAGAAUAAUUCAGUUUGGCACUGCUAAGAUACUACCUCUUGUUGAAGGCAGGCAGUGUAGUGAUAUUUGCAGUGCCUCAUUGCCUUGAAGUGUAAGCACUGGAUUUUCAUUUGCAUCUUGAUUUUACACGCAUAAGGGAUUUCCAGCUAUGUAAAAGGACUGCCUUUGUUUGCAUUUUAAGGAAGGAGUGUAUUUUGGAAAAAAACUUCCUAAGUGUUAAACAGGUUCAGUAUCCAAUUGUAGUAUUCAAUGCAGUACAUACACAGCAUGAAACUGCCAUGGCUGCGAACAGGUAAUUGUCUUGUGGAUUCUAUUUUCCUAACUAGAAUCAUACUGCAGUACGGAAGAAAAUAUAUCUCAGCAAAUCUGUUGAGAUCCACAUCCAAAAUCUCUGUCCUGUGGUUCAACCUGUCAUAUUAAGUAAAAAAAAACCAAAGCAAAGUGUAAUAUGUCUAAUUACAGAUAAUUGUUUAUUUACAUAGACGAAAAAAGAUUAUUCUUGUUUGUGUGUAAGAAUAGAUUAUCAACUCUGUCCUUUUAGCAGACAGUCUUACUCUUCCUCUGUCAGCUGCAUCAGAUAAAAGUACUGUUCAAGCAUCUGUUUUGUGCUGUCAGCUGUUUGCUUAUAUGAUGUCAGUUUUCCUUUCCUUUGUCUCCU
Molecule: messenger RNA, 7422 nt
Organism: Vidua macroura (Pin-tailed whydah)
Lineage: Eukaryota; Metazoa; Chordata; Aves; Passeriformes; Viduidae
Product: KIAA0319 ortholog
Exons: 20
Coding region: 16-3240 (1074 amino acids)
Biological process (GO): negative regulation of dendrite development; neuron migration
Cellular component (GO): cytoplasmic vesicle; plasma membrane
Molecular function (GO): protein binding
Source: RefSeq, a predicted model, not a curated record